Messenger RNA from Rhodofomes roseus, 4080 nucleotides. Its product is annotated as ras GEF. Gene Ontology annotation, molecular function: protein binding; guanyl-nucleotide exchange factor activity. Gene Ontology annotation, biological process: Ras protein signal transduction; positive regulation of GTPase activity. Bases 106 to 3936 code for a protein of 1276 amino acids. The transcript is spliced from 6 exons. Gene Ontology annotation, cellular component: plasma membrane. Lineage: Eukaryota; Fungi; Basidiomycota; Agaricomycetes; Polyporales; Fomitopsidaceae. The record is from RefSeq and is a predicted model, not a curated record.
CAGGCCCAAUAUCGCUUGGCCAGCUAUCUCAGCCCCUCCACUUCUCGACGCGCCCGGAUAGCGCUUUACUACCCCGCGUCGCACGUACGCUUCCUACAUCAAGAUAUGCCUGCAGCAGGACUACGAAUCGAUACUUCUGUUGCUCUAGCGGGUCCCUCGUCCAGUCGACUCGCCCCGUCUACUCCUGGGUCCGCACAAAGCUCGCGGCUUCGCAGUGGAUCUACUGCAUCGACAUCGUCAUCUAUCUGCAGCCCUGUUGCACGGGCGCAAGCCGGUCCGUCCACGUCCUGCCGGGCAACGCAUGCCGCGUCCCGCAUUUCUUGGUCAUUCGAGCAGUCUCUCUCAUACGAGGACGAUAAUGGCGAAUACGUCCUGGCGAUGCACGACUACGACCCUGAGGGCAACAACAUCAACUGCCUCUCGUUCCAGGCUCGGCAGAUCAUCCGGGUAUUGAAUCGCGAUCCUAGUGGGUGGUGGGAUGGAGAGGUCGAUGGGCGGAGGGGAUGGUUUCCGAGCAACUACGUGACCUGUGAGGUUGGCCUGUUGACAGAGGAAGAGCUGCCAGACAUGACGCGCUCACGGUCAAGACAUAUACAUUCCGCUUCUGUGGCUUCAAACAACUCAUGGACGACUUCCGCCAAUCGAGGCAUCGACCGGCACGAUACUUUCACGAGGACAGACCACCGUCCAUUACACGCAGAUGGCGGGGGUACGACGGACAUAUACUGUCCACCUCUCAUGCGCCCUCUACUUCAUGGCCUCUCCCUCUUGCAGAAAGCUGCGAGGGAGAACAGGAUUGCCCACUUUCAACCAUCGACGGCGUUCAUCAUCUCUUGCGUUCGAGCCAUACUCUCCGACGUCGGCUGCUUUCAGCGCGACGCACCCAUCCUCAAGCGGCAUGGCAUCCUAGCCCAAGAAAGGAAGCGCAUAUUGUCUGACCUCGCGUCGCUUGUAACCCAAGCUAGGAAAGCGUCCGAAGAGGAGACGGACGACGACCUUCGCGAGCUCGAGGUGGAGGCCAUGGUCAGACUAGGUGGUAACCUAUUCGCGCACGUCCGAGGGCUCCUGGCUCUCCUCACCCAAUGCGGCAUCGUGUUGCCCGCCCACGGAGGCCUUCCACCAGAGUCUACUCUUGGUACACACACAAGUCGACAGAUGCAGAGCUCAGAAGACACAGCAGUGUCCGACGAUGGUGGAGCUGGGCAGAAGUGGGAGUACGAGAAGUCAAUCAACGGCAUCCAGCGCAGGCCCUCCUCCAAGCAAAUAAUGGGGAUCGCGUCGACGCCGGUGCGGGCGAAGAGUAUGGGCGACCUCAAGACCCAGAGAGCCCGACCAAGCGAUCUCGACGCUGCGCAAAUGCCCACGAAUAGCCAUCGCAAGGGUAUCGGCGGGUCGCUUCGCCAAUCGUCGACUCCUCGUCCGAAUCGGUACGCCAACGGUGUGAUGGUUCGGCAUGAGGCAGGCAACUCCGUCAGCAGCCAUUCCUCCUCGUCUUCGUUCUCGUCCAUUGAAUCCAUGACGACGCCCGCCACGCCUGUCUUCCCUUCAGGGCCGUCGACCACUCCAGAGGUCAUGGAAGCAUUGCGGUAUACGCAUGACCAGUACUUGUCCACCAUCGCGGCAUUCAUCGGUCACGCACACUCGCAUUCCCGUUCAACACAUGCAUCCAGCACUGGACACCUGUACGAACUCAUCCGUGAAGUGGUGGACAUGGUCUGCAAGCUCUUGACCAUUGUCGAUGCCGUACUGAAGCAUCCUGACCUCCCGGUACCUAAGUCAUCUGGCUUGCAGGCGGCGAAGGAAGCCCUGUACACCAUCACGGGGAAACUCGUCGACUCGGUGCGUCUUCUGACGCUACCAGCACCAGAGGGUAUGUCAGAGGAGGAAGAGAAGAGUCUAAUACUGCGGUGCGCGACAGACGCUCUGAAGGUCGGGGCAGAUUGUGUCGGUGCAGUCAAGAAGUGCUUGCGACGAGCAAACGGAGAGCGGCCCUUCAUCAUCCACCUUCCGACCAUCAGCGAGUCCGACCUUACCUCCCCUCGCAAGUUCUCGCAAUACGUGGCUACCCAUGUCAGCCGCCCCAGCAAAUCCGGUGGAUUCCAGGCUUUGCACAAGCUAUAUGCCUCGAGCGAUGCGGACGGAGACGAUCAAGACCUCACUAUACAGGCGAGGACACCGUCCUCGCCUGAAGUCACCAUUCGGUUCGCGAGGCAGUCGGUUGCUUCACCGACAGGGGACACGCUACCAAACCCCUGGCAGCCGCCGGAGCCAUCGUCUCCUCCCCUGACGUCUCCACCCUCGAACAAGCCGCUCCCGCCAUUGUACAUCCCUCGACACGACGUUGCACCGGACUUCCCGUCCCCAGUGUCAUUGACACACACGGAAGACGACAGGACAACAUGGGAGGGAAGUCACAGGAGACCGUACUCACCUGCUUCUUUCGACGAGAAGGUACUGCGUGGCGACCUGCCCGCUGGACCCGAGCCGGUGAGGCGAACGCCAGUCGCUUGGGCACUGACGCAUGACCACGCCGCGGACGACGUUGCGUACAACAGCGACGGCCAGCUCGUAGGCGCGACGUUGGCUGCUUUGAUUGAGCGGAUGACGCCGCACGACUCCGUACCAGAGCAAGCUUUCUCUUCGGUGUUCUUCUUGACCUUCCGCCUGUUCACCACCCCCAUGGAACUUGUGGGCGCCAUCGUUGACCGCUACAACAUCAAGCCCCCUGUUAGCUUUUCCCCGGACGAGGUGCACACGUGGAAGCAGCGAAAAGGGUUCCCUAUCAGGUUACGCGUGUCGAACUUUGUGAAGAUGUGGCUGGAGACUCACUGGCGUCCUGUUGUCGACAACGUCGCACUGGCGACCUUGUUUGACUUCACGCGUGAUUGCCUCACGGAGGUCUCCAUCCCGUCCUCCCAGCGGAUCCUAGAGCUCAUUGCCCAGUGGCAGUCAACGGAUGAAGCGAUGUCAGCCGUCAAGGCGGACCGGGCGCGUGAAGCCCUUAUUUCCCUCAACCCACCCACCAUGCCGUUAUCGGAGGUUCCUCGGCCCAUCAUGACGAAGAACCUCUUGAAUGCAUUGAGACAAAAGAGCUUCGCGUCGAUUUCGAUCACAGAUUUCGACCCGUUGGAGUUGGCUAGGCAAAUGACGACGAUGGAGAGCCAUCUGUAUUGCGCUAUCAAGCCUGAGGAGGUGCUGGAGUCUGGCAAGGAAGGCGCGACACCCCCUAUCAAUGUGAAGGCCGUGACCUCUCUCAGCACGGCGAUCACCGGGUUCGUGGCCGAAAGCAUCCUGAACGAACUCGAUACGAAGAAGAGGACAUCAUUGGUCAAAUUCUUCAUCAAGGUCGCAGACCGGUGCAACUCGCUCAGCAACUUCAGCACUCUGCGUGCCAUCCUGGCCGCGUUGGACUCAUCAACCAUCUCGCGUCUACAUCAAACGUGGAUGGGCCUGUCGCAGAAGUACAAGAUGCAACUCGAGGCCUUGCGGAAGCUGUCCGACCAUGCGCGGAACUACAACGAGUACCGAUCCCGCCUACGCAACACAGCCCCUCCGGCGAUUCCAUUCCUCGGUUUGUACCUCACGGAUGUCACAUUUUGUCGCGAGGGCAACCCUUCGUUCCGCCCGUCACCCAAGUCGCCAGACAAGAAGCUGUUGAACUUCAACAAGUAUCACAAGCUUGCGCGCAUUGUACAAGACAUGCAACGCUUCCAACUACCGUAUAACCUGAAACAGAUACCGGAGGUGCAGGAGUACCUCAGAGACGCUUUCGAGAAGUCGGCCCGGCAAGGCGAUUUGCAGGACCUUUACAGGCGCAGUCUGCUGGUUGAGCCCAAGCAUUCCACCGACACUCCGCCCACGAGCGACGUCCGACAGUUGUUCAACUGGACUCGUUCGCAGUCACAUCAAUCUACACCGACGUCUGCCACCGCAUGAUGACCAUUCCUUCUAACCGGCUUUCCUCCAUUGCUUUCGCGACGUCUCAGAUCUCGUUUUGUAUGCAUCUUCGACAUGAACCUUGUCUCCCAUCUGUCCUUCAUAUUCCCUCUGUUCACAGACGCGCGACUCCCUAUGAUACCU